Morus notabilis is the source of this 579-nucleotide messenger RNA. RefSeq names its product 40S ribosomal protein S28. The record is from RefSeq and is a predicted model, not a curated record. Gene Ontology annotation, molecular function: structural constituent of ribosome. Gene Ontology annotation, cellular component: ribosome; cytosolic small ribosomal subunit. NCBI's taxonomy places the organism in Eukaryota, Viridiplantae, Streptophyta, Magnoliopsida, Rosales, Moraceae. Bases 133 to 330 code for a protein of 65 amino acids. The transcript has 2 exons. Gene Ontology annotation, biological process: ribosomal small subunit assembly; translation; maturation of SSU-rRNA.
AUACGCUAUUCUGUUAAUACCCACUCCAUUUCUCUCUCUCUCUCUCUCUUAGCCGCCGCCGCCAUUGUUCACUCUCUGCCUAGGAGCCUCUCCUUCACUCUCCACCGUUCAGUUUCGUUUCUCAAGUGGAGAAUGGAAUCCCAGGUGAAGCAUGCUGUUGUUGUGAAAGUCAUGGGCCGUACCGGCUCAAGAGGUCAGGUGACUCAAGUGAGAGUCAAGUUUCUUGAUGACCAGAACCGGUUCAUCAUGAGGAAUGUCAAGGGGCCCGUGAGGGAAGGUGACAUUCUCACCUUGCUUGAGUCCGAGAGAGAGGCGAGGAGAUUGCGGUGAUGGGUCUUUCCUGUUGUUGAUUGCAGUCUUAUUUUUUUUCCUCGGUUCUGUUUACUGCAUACAACUUUGUGUUGGUGAAUUUAGGGGGAGGCCAUUGUCAGUCCAUGUCUUCUAGUUUUAUAUCUGGUAUUAUUACCAGGACAAACUUCAGUUUUAUAGACUAUUUAUGUGAGGAAUGAUUAGAGUUUUCCCAUAUGGAAAAGCACUAGACUUUGGAUUUAUCAAUUCUUUUUGCUUGCUUUAGAAUAA